UACUGCAAUUUUUGUCACCAGACCCAGACUUGCUCCAUCCGUCCUUCCGAUCGUGGACCUCAUCGGGUCAUGCUUUUGUCUUCACAAACAGCAAUCCGCCCUUUCGCAUACGAGUAUCGAUCAAGCACAAGAUAGUCCGUCCCAAUCUUUUCUGUCCAAGCAAUCAAUCAAUACACAAUGGCCGAAUCCAAAGACGUCGACAUGGCCGAUGCCGCCGCCGCCCCUGCCCCCGCCCCUGCCAAGUCUGGUCCGGCCCCUCCUCGAUUUGAGAUCAAAAAGUGGAAUGCGGUUGCCAUGUGGAGUUGGGAUAUCUGUGCCGACACGUGUGCCAUUUGCCGAAACUCGUUGAAUGAACCUUCCAUUGAAUAUCAAGCCAACCCCAGUCCCACAAAUGACAAUGGACUGAGUAUUGCCUUUGGAAACUGUGGUCACGUCUUCCACUUGGAUUGCAUUCAGCGUUGGUUGAAAACACGAUCAGUCUGCCCUCUCUGUAACAAGGAAUGGGACUUUGCCAAAAUUGAACGUAUUCCUGGCUAUGGACAACUGGGAAUUUAAUAAUAAAAGCAAGCACAAAACGAAAGGGCAACAAUUUGCGCAAAACAAAAGAAGAAAUCACGUCUUGUGACGGACCGAACGGACGGACCGUCGCAAGCACAAUCUACAAGAACUCGACAACCCCGAAAAAGAGCUUGAGCCACGAGAUCCCUUGGGCGUUCUGACAGAUCUACAUACUAUAGCUGUAAGGCAGAGAGCUGGGUUUAUAUAUAGAAACUGGUUCCAGGCUUCGAGCUAACAUAUAGACACGAAGUGUCAAAUAAAUAGAUACAGUAGGAACUCUACUCCUUUAUCCU
Seminavis robusta is the source of this 851-nucleotide messenger RNA. NCBI's taxonomy places the organism in Eukaryota, Bacillariophyta, Bacillariophyceae, Naviculales, Naviculaceae. The record is from the annotation of a GenBank genome assembly.